ACUUCUCGUGCAAACCGAUGCACUGCUGACGACGGGAAAAACGCUCCCACGAGGGGAAAGGGCGCCAAGCCGAGGCGCCGGCGUCAUCCGACGUCACUUCCGUCCUUUAGCGAUCCCCGGACGCCCCCUUCUCCCGGUCCGUGUUUGUUUCCGGCAUUUCAAUAAAGCUCGAUUCGGCUCGAAGAAGAUCCCGUUCUUCCGGGAAAAUGGCGACUCCCGCUCGUGCCCCGGAGUCACCGGCGGCCGCGGAUCCGGCGCUAGCUGCGGGGCCUGUUGAGGAAGCCGAGUGCCCGCCGCCACGCCAGCCUCAGCCUGCGCAGAAUGUCCUCGCUGCCCCGCGGCUUCGAGCCCCAAGCACCCGAGGACUUGGGGCAGCGGAGUUUGGUGGAGCUGCGGGAAAUGCUGAAGCGCCAGGAGAGACUUUUGCGCAACGUAAAAUUCAUUUGCAAAUUGCCCGACAAAGGUAAAAAGAUUUUUGACUCUGUUGCCAAACUGAAAGCUGCCAUUGCAGAACGUGAAGAAGUUAGAAGAAAAAGUGAACUCUUUCAUCCUGUUAGUUUAGACUGUAAACUAAGGCAAAAAGCAACUGCAGAAGUUGAUGUCGUUACAGAUAAGGCCCAGAAUUCUGACCAGAUACUUGAUACUUCAUCACUAGUUCCUGGCGGUUCCUCUGUAGAUAACAUCAAGUCAUCUGAAACAACCUCACAAAACCAGGGACUUGGACAUCCUACUCAUGAGGGUGAUGAAGAGACUCCAGAGGUUGAGUACACAGUGAGUAAGGGCCCAGCUUCCAGCAACAGAGACAGAGUGCCACCUUCAUCUGAAGCUAGUGAGCAUCACCUGCAGCAUCAGGUUUCAAGUAGAGCAGAAGAUACUUCUAGCAGCUUUGACAACCUGUUUAUUGACAGGUUACAGAGGAUCACCAUUGCAGACCGAGGUGAACAACAGUCAGAAGAAAACACAAGUGCUACGGACUUGACAGGCCUUUCUAACGGGACUCAGAAGAAGCCUCAUUACAUGGAAGUGCUAGAAAUGCGAGCCAAAAACCCAGUGCCCCAGCUGCAUAAAUUUAAGACCAAUGUAUUACCUUCUCGACAAAUUGAUUCAUCCGGUGAUUGUCAGAAGAGGGGGUCUCCUAUUUCCUCAGAAGAGCGGCGGUGCAGGGAUAAGCAGCAUCUUGAUGACAUCACAGCAGCUCGGCUUCUACCACUUCACCAUAUGCCCACGCAGCUGCUCUCCAUAGAAGAAUCUUUGGCACUUCAGAAACAGCAGAAACAGAAUUAUGAGGAGAUGCAAGCAAAGCUCGCUGCGCAAAAAUUAGCUGAAAGACUGAAUAUUAAAAUGCGGAGUUAUAAUCCAGAAGGGGAGUCUUCAGGGAGAUACCGAGAAGUAAGGGAUGAAGAUGACGAUUGGUCCUCUGACGAAUUCUGAAGAUAAUCUCCUAAAUCAGUGAUGUUGAGAUGUCAUCAUUUUACAUCAGACUUUCUAACUAGUAUCAAGAUCAGUGUCAGAAAUUGUAGAGGGAAGUAAUUUCAUAAAGUUACACAAAGGUAGUUAUAAAAAAAUCCCAUUUUGUCUUUCAGAAAAUGGCUUUCGUGUGCUUGAAAAGUUUAAUAUUUGAAUAUGGUGUUUAACCACAUUGUAUUACAAUUUCGCAGUAUGUUGUG
This is a messenger RNA of Saimiri boliviensis boliviensis (Bolivian squirrel monkey), 1667 nucleotides long. RefSeq names its product RNA polymerase II subunit M (gene POLR2M). Gene Ontology annotation, biological process: intracellular signal transduction; transcription elongation by RNA polymerase II; maintenance of ER location. Gene Ontology annotation, molecular function: transcription elongation factor activity. The record is from RefSeq and is a predicted model, not a curated record. Gene Ontology annotation, cellular component: I band; intracellular anatomical structure; RNA polymerase II, holoenzyme. Lineage: Eukaryota; Metazoa; Chordata; Mammalia; Primates; Cebidae.